GCUCAAUAUUUACACUUUCUCUGUAUCUUUAUGACACUGUAAAUCUGUUGUAUCAGGGUGUUAAAAGUUCUCAACUUAACUAUUAUUAACUAAGAAAUUGCAUUAUGUUUCUCCAGCACUUGAAGUCUGGGGCCAAAAUCUAUUGAUCUUUAUUAUCAGUCCAUUGUCAAUAAUCUUUGAUUGCAUCUGUUAUCUUUGUACACAAUCUAUUUGCUAUUUAUUGCCCGUGAUGGGUUUAAAGUCUGUGUCAUAAAAAAACACCUUUCAUGUGUUAAGCCUGAGUUGCUGAGAGUGUUUCAUGUACACAAACAUUUUACCUGAAGGAGUAUUUCUUUUGAUGGAUUUCCUGACUGUAUUUCUUGGUCAAAUUUGGCUUGCGUAUCCUGUAUUAUGAACAAUUUUUGUUCGGCUAAACUUCCUUGUUGGGCAUCUAUAUUGUAUCUCUCUCAACAUUUCCACCUGUCUAAUCAAAACUAACCUAUCCAGUAUGUGCCAGAGGAGAUAACAGUAUACAAUAGAGUGAUGCAUAAGUGUUGCAGGUGUUGCUCUCAGUUCAUUAAGAUUUACUAUGAUGCAUUUUAGAGGGUACCAGUGCAAAUAAGAAAAAGUGAAAGAGUUCAUAACAUAUGGUUAGCAUGCCGUUAUUAUGCAGCUUGCAUUUCAUUAAAAAAAAACAACAUACUUUUUAUGAGCUGGGUGUAUAGUUCGAAUAAAAUAUUGUUCUGUUGUAACGUGAGAGAGAAUACAAAAGCAUUGUUUGUGUAUGUAGAAUACAUAAGACCUUCACCACCAUCACCACCAACAGACCAUCCCUGGUGGUGAGAUUAAAAGUGCAUUUUGGUUCUCAGUAUAGAGCUUAAAGGUGACAUAGCCAGUGGAUGAGUUACAUGGUAGUUUUUUAAAGAGGCUCUCCAGUAAUUUAGGAUCGUACUUCCGUACAGUUAGGUGACUUCCAAUGUACAAAAUGGUUCAAACUGAUACAGGAGACACUAAAAUAUCCUGACUUUUAGUUUCUAGUUUCAGUCAAGCUCCAAAAACCUUGGAUCCUAUGUUUCCCAUAAUGCAACUCAAAGGUGUAUUUAUUUAGACUUACCCUGCUCGGUUAAAACGUGUGUUUUCAAAACUACAUACUGCAGUUUGUAAUGUGGGUUUUAAAAGUCUCCAAGUCCAAGCUGAGAAAACACUGAUGUUCAUCAGGGUUAUGUUCUCAGUCUUUUGGGCUACAUCCAUACUUAAAUGUUUUUGUUUGAAAACACACUACUAUUGCUACAGUUAUGCCUAGCGUCCACACUUCUCCACUAUUUUGGAACCCCUAAAAUGGACUAUCACGUUCACUUCCCGAUUGGGUCUUCUCAGUCACAGCUUGUCAGGACAAAACAGAAUAGCUAGGUCCACAUACCUUUUGUAAUUUUAUCCUUUUUUGCGUAGGUACUCCUUUACUAUUGUCAUGGGUUCCUCUAAUGAUGGAUAAUGUGCCCAACCAGUACCACUCUUAUUUUGCCAUAUUUGCAUUGUACCAACUCCCAAUAUGUUUUCCUCCACCCUGCUCGCCUUAUACUCAUGUUACUUUUAAUAACAGUUCAACCUUGUUGUUGGUCCAUGCAAAGAAAUCUCUGGUCUUACUUUCCGUCAUCUCCAUAGUAUAUAUAUUUUUUUUAAUAGAUUUCUAAGUUUUUAAUACUUUAACAAUACACAAAUGACGACGAUGAAAACAAAAUAAAUAAUAAUAAAAGUAAUAGUAGUAAUGAUAAUAAUGUUAAGAAAUUACAAGAUAAAGGAUAACAAACUGCCAGCAAAAGGAAAGAGAGUACAAUUAUACAACAGUUCGUACUAUGUCCAUCUCUAUAGUACUUUCUGUAACUAAGCAACCAACCACAGAGUAGACAAUCUGCUUCCUGUUUACGGUUGCCUCAACGUGCAUGCCUAAUGUACAGCCUAAUAUCAUGUAUGGCCAUUUGAUAUGAUUAUGAUGUUUUCAUGUGCUAAAACACUUGUGUUUACAGAGAUCAUUUUUAAUUUUAAAACAGAAACAGAAACCUAAUGUGUAGUAGCUCUUAGAGAGCUCCUCCAGAGACACAGAUGAUACCAUACAACUGUCAGACAUUUGUGUCUCUUUCUUUUUCUCCAUCUUUCCCUGUUGGGCUACAAUUCCCAAAGGCCUCGAUUUCAUUCUAACAUACAGUAGUAGCAAUAGACAGAUAGAUAGUGUAUGUUUUUCUCAGCCUUAUGUAAAUAGGAUGACUAUCAGAGCAGAGACCCUACAGUGUUGCAAUGUCAAGCAGAUUACUUUCCUGACUUCACAUCCCCUCUAUCUGUCUCACCAAAUCCUGUUCACACCAGCAGGACAGUCCAGGACACUGUGUACUGAAGCUGCACAUUGUUCUUGUUCUCUGCUUUCUUUUUUGCUUUCAUUGGUAGUAAGAGUACAUUCUCUCCUGACUGAUAAGCAAUGGAUAUGGCAAACAUACACACAAAGAAACAUAUCUGAUGAUCUACAAAUGCAAAAAUUGGAUUGUCACAUCAGGCCAGCAAAAUCCAGUGGAAUCACAAGACAGAACCGAACUUUGCUUUGCGACCCACCACUUUCAGUGUGUCGCCGCUACUGCUUAGUCAAACAAAGCUGAAGCAGUUGAAGAGGAACCGUACACUAAAUUAUUUUUUCCCACAUAACUACAUAGAUUCUUGUUGGCAUGUUAUUUAAUAGACUUCCAAGUAUAAAGUGCGUAACACUAGCAAACUGAAACUCCAAUUAAUGCCUCUGACACAAAGCUGCUAGUUGCUUUCUUCUGCAGUAGCAGUAAACACAACACACAACCCUAUGCCAGAUAUGACAUGUUUAAGUGACCAAAACAUUAUAAUUAACUUUCAUGAACUGAAUACACACUGAAAUGGCGACAGCGACGGCAACGCUCAUAUGCUACUCUCUGAGUCCGAGGUCACACCAUGGUUUCAUUACCUGCAUUACCUUGUCAACAGAAGGCACCUACCAGUCAUUCAAAGCAGCUCGGCCCUUAAUUAUACAUAACUUUAAGCCUUAAUAACUUUUAAAUGGGUGAGUUAUAUAGAAAUUCACCCCCCUUCCAGUAGUCAUGAAUGGCGAAACUAGAAACCAAAACCCACACAGUGCCUCUGUGACAGGGGACAAGGGACACAAAUGUGUUGCUAGAGACUGUCAAAGCUCCACUAGACUCUGUGGCUGUGUCUGUAAUCAUUUACUUAUCCCUACUCACUACAUAGGGAGGUCUGUGUGGAGCACUAUGUAGUGAGCUCAUCUUGUAGCGACCACAGACUGUAUGGUAGCGACCCAGCUCGCUAGCAUUAGCUAGCCUUAUUAGCCCUGCGCUGUACAGUAUUUGUUAAGCACUAGAGAGGAUUAAUUGCCAAUUUAUUUGUAAAUCUUCGGGGACCAACGACUAUAUGUUAAACUGACAACUUAUUGCAUGGCAAAGAAACUGAUAAUACUCAUAAUAGGUUAGACAUGUACAACAGGUUGUAAUCGAGCCGCUCUCUCUCCUCUUGUCUGUCUCUGUGUCCAUCCCACACAGUCUGCUCCUUUGGCUCAACGUAUAAUGGGAUAUAUUGUUUGGUUAGUGACCAUUGGUUUUAGACUACUUUUCACAAUACAUUGUAGGAUACUUUGAGUCUACUAUAUAGAGUAUAAUAAAUCCCACUAUACAUUUGAACAGCUCUACAAAAUGGCGAGCCCACUAUUUAAUGGACUAUAUAGUGAGUAGUGAGUGAUUUUGAACACAGCCCUAGUCACUACAGCAGAGACUCAAAGAGUCUGACAGAAGCCUCUACAGUUCUGGCUAAAUCUGGACUCUGUCAUGCCGUAAUGCAUUCCUCAUAGUUUAAAAAAAAAAGAAAAAAAAAAAGGAAACACAUAAAAAAAGAACCCCCCCAAAAAAGACGCCACUCUUUAUAAAAGCAGAAUAUAGCUCUCACUCCAAAAAUGGUUGGGGGAGGGGUUUAAUAAAUGGUCAGUUGCAACUUGCAAGAUAAUUUGCAAAGGAAAACAGGUGUGUUCUGUCACAUAACCUAUAAUUUGAUUUAUUUUAAUUACAGAUAGUUGUGAAAAAUUACAGGAUAACAUAUUCAUAUUUUGUGUUUUGUGUACAUUAAUUUUGUUUAUAGUGAAUGCAACACAAUUGCACAUGCCCGCACAGUCCAUAAAGAUAUUGUUUCCUUCAGUCUCCUUUUUUGUUUGAUCAAGGGAAAUAAAUGCAUACCAAGUGGAAAGUGGCUGACCUUGGUCAUUGAUCAUUAUUUCAGCAUUCAUUUAUCACUGAGCAAGGUGUGACAGAACAAAGGCUGGCCGAAACCACCUGAUCAUGGCCAUUCGAUCAAAUCACGUGGGUUAAUUUAUUAUAGUCAUUUUUAUGAGAUCGCAUCCACAGCCAGAACUUCACACAUGAUAACAAAUUCACAGGUAAAAAAAAACAUGUGCAUUCACAAUUAUGCACCAUUUGGAAAACGUCCAUUCAGAUUUCCAAAACUGGAGACUGGAUUUUCACAAAGAGAUGUAUUCAUGCAUUUGGGGUCUCACACACACACACACACACACACACGCAAAUAAAAACACACAUGCACACAUACAUUUCCCAUGAACCUGCCCUGAACUGUGCUUGAUCCUGGGCAAACAACGGGGGCAGGCAGGCAUUACUUCCACUUAAUUCUGAGUAGACACUUCGAUAAGACUGCCCUGAAACCAGCAAGCAGCAACCCCCCACCCCCGCACGCACCUUAGGCUCCUACAGUUUCUGCUCUUUCUUAUCAGUUUGGUAGGUGUUGCCUUAAAUUUGAAGAAAGACUUUCUCUUUCCCGUUAGCUCUCUGUUCUGUCAACUUUGUGGAGGGAAAACAUUAAAAGGUCAGUUCGGUUUUUUAAAUGAUUCAUCAGUUUUGACCUGCAGUGUUCUUUAAUCACACACUCGAUAAAUAGAUAGCUUUUUGCAAUGAUACUCUUGCAUUCAGCAAUUAUUUGCUUCAAACAAUCUCGGUUCCUGCAGACUAUUUUUACCCUUGACGUGCACUGCAGAGUGCUGCAACCGACCUUUAGCGGUGUUUCCCAUCCUGAAAAGCUACUUGAUUUCCACUUCAUAACAAUGACCUGCCCUGUCCUGUCCUGUCUGCCCUGUCCACAUCCUCCCUAUCCUGCACAUCGGUACAAUAUCUUCCAAAUGCUCUUUGGGGGCGGAAAGUCUCCACUGAAAGUUGUGGGUUGAAGAUAUCAGUAAGAACAAUGGUCAAGGAUAAGGCAGGAGUCCAGCGGUUGUGUGAAACAGGGACUUCAUCAUAAUUGCUGUUAAUAAUUACAGUUGUGAUAAGCGUCAGAGGUGGCAUUUAUUGAUGGCAGAGUCGUCUGAGGUCCCAGUUGAUCUCCAAGAGCGGGAGGUGGAAGAAGGAAGAGUGAAGAGCUUGGAUUUGAGACAGUUAAGGACACUGUCAGAGACACAUAGAGAGGAAGCAGCAGUCCUCCAGGCAGCAGAGGCGAGAUGAUACGACCGGGAGCUCAGCAGUAUGUGGUGGCCAGGCCGCUGUACUCAGAAGACUCCUUCGCAGAGGACCAUGAGAAGGUGUACAGGCACCGCAAGACCAUAAUGGACCACAUCAAGCAGUACUUCACAUGUGAUGCCAAACGAGCUAAGAAUGCAGCUCUCUCUCUCCUGCCGGUCAUUGGCUGGAUGAAAAUGUAUAGAAUCAAAGAGUGGCUGCUAAGUGACAUUGUGUCUGGUCUCAGCACCGGGCUGGUAGCUGUCCUGCAAGGUCUGGCCUACUGUCUACUGGCCUCUUUGCCACCCUGGUACGGACUCUUCUCUGCCUUCUUCCCUGUUGUCAUGUAUUUUUUCCUGGGCACCUCUAGACACAUCUCAGUAGGUCCGUUCCCAGUCUUGUGUCUGAUGAUCGGCUCAGUGGUCACCAGGUUGGUCCCCGACGAGGGUCCGCCUGUCAACAUCACAGGGUUUGAAGGCCUGACGAAAGAUGAGCAGAGAGUGUUGGUGGCUUCGUCUGUGUCCUUCCUUGCCGGCAUCAUGCAGCUUGCCAUGGGGGUUAUGCAGGUGGGCUUUGUUGUCAUGUACCUGUCCGACACUCUGGUGUCCGGCUUCACCACUGCAGCCGCUGUCCACAUUCUGGUAUCCCAGCUCAAGUUUGUGCUCGGGUUGACUGUUCCAGGCAUCAGUGGUCCACUCUCUAUCAUAUACACCCUGGAGGUGAUCUUUAACAAGAUCACUUCCACCAAUGUGUGUGACGUGGUGAUCUCCUUAGUGAUCAUGGUGGUGGUGUUCAUUGUGAAGGAGCUAAAUGACAGAUUCAAAUCCAAGCUGCCGGUGCCUAUCCCCAUAGAGGUCAUCAUGACUGUCAUUGCAUGUGGAGUUUCAUAUGCGUUUGACUUCAAGACAAAAUAUGGCAUUGACGUUGUUGGCCCUAUUCCAAAAGGGUAUGAGGCUCCCAUCCCCCCCAAUCUGCAUAUCUUCCAGGAGACAGCAGUGGAAGCAUUUCCCAUGGCCAUAGUGGGUUUCGCUGUUGCCUUUUCUGUGGCAAAAGUCUAUUCUGUAAAACAUGAUUACACCAUCGAUGGAAACCAGGAGCUGAUAGCUUUUGGAGUCAGCAACAUCUUUGGAGCUUCCUUCAAGUCUUUUGCUGCGAGUACGGCUCUUUCCAGGAGUGCAGUGCAGGAGAGCACAGGUGGCAAGACUCAGGUUGCUGGAUUACUGUCAGCUAUCAUAGUGAUGAUCGUCACAUUGGCCAUUGGAUUUCUCCUGGAGCCGCUCCCGAAGUCUGUGCUGGGUGCUGUGGUCAUCGUCAACCUGAAGGGUAUGCUGAUGCAGUUUAGAGAAAUCCCAUACCUGUGGAGGAGGGACAAACCAGACUGUGUGGUGUGGAUAGGUACCUGUAUUGCAGCCAUCUUGCUGGGGCUGGAUCUCGGAUUGGCUGCAGGUCUCGGUGUGGAGCUAAUCAGUGUUGUCCUCAGGACUCAGUUUCCUCGCUGCAGUGUGCUGGCCAACAUCAAAGGAACUGAUAUCUACAAAGACAGAAAGGACUACAUUGAUAUAUAUGAGCCAGAUGGAGUGAAGAUCUUCAGGAUACCAUCACCCAUUUUCUUUGCCAACAUUGAGUUCUUCAGGGGCAAGCUGGUGGAAGCUAUUGGAUUUAACCCCUUGAGAGUAUUGAGAAAGAGAAAUAAAGCCCUGAGGAUGAUCCGUAAGCUUCUAAAGAAGGGAGACCUUCAGUGGACAUCAAAAGGCUUCUUGAAUACCUCGUGCGGACCCAUCAAUGAGUCAGAAGAUGAGUACAACAAAGAGGAGCUGGACCUGCCGACUGACUUCAAGGACCUUCCCACCCGGAUUGACUGGAACACUGAGCUUCCCGCCAACAUCGUUGUUCCCAAAGUAGACCUCCACAGCCUGAUCUUGGACUUUGCUGCUGUCUCCUUCCUGGACAUCUCUGCUCUGAAGGGUCUCAAAACAAUGCUUAAAGAACUGAUCCGGGUUGAAGUUGAGGUCUACAUUGUGGCUUGUGAUCCUUACAUCCAGUUGAAACUGCAUGACUGUUGCUUCUUUGAUGAUGAAGUUCAGCCAUCAAUGUUCUUCCUGACACUGCAUGACGCCAUGCUGCACAUCCUCGAGAAACACCCAGACCGCACAGAAAAGAAAUCUGACAAUGAAAGAAUUAUAACAACAGUCACAAUUCACCACCCUGGAGGCAGUGUGAGGAGCAGAGAUAGACAUGUUCCAGAUCGAGAAACCAGAUUUUAACUUCUGAAUGAGAAGACGUUUAUUUUUGGGGAAAAAAUAUCUAAAAGACCAAAGACAAAAAGAGUAAAUGUUGAAAGAUGAUGCUGUAUAAAACACUGAUGUAGUAAAUGACGAAAUACUGUUUUUGACUUUGUACAUCUGACAAUCUAAGUUUACAUAUGCAAUAUUUACGGUAAUGUAAAAAAAUUAAUUUCAUGGUAUUGAUGUUUUUUAUACUGUAUAUACUGAAUUUGUAGAAAUUUUAGAUGCAAUAUAUUUUACAUGUUGUAGAUAUAUAUAUUUCCAUGAUGAUGAGAAUAAAUGAACUUCAAAAUAAUAUUCUCUGUUUGGGACCAAAGCAAUGUGAAAGAGACUGAAUGUUCAGUGGCUGAAAUAUUGAAAUAAAUAUUUCAUCACUCUAAAUAA
Messenger RNA from Epinephelus moara (kelp grouper), 8161 nucleotides. Its product is annotated as chloride anion exchanger-like. Gene Ontology annotation, biological process: transmembrane transport. Bases 5495 to 7756 code for a protein of 753 amino acids. The transcript is spliced from 21 exons. Gene Ontology annotation, cellular component: membrane. Gene Ontology annotation, molecular function: oxalate transmembrane transporter activity; chloride transmembrane transporter activity; sulfate transmembrane transporter activity. The record is from RefSeq and is a predicted model, not a curated record. NCBI's taxonomy places the organism in Eukaryota, Metazoa, Chordata, Actinopteri, Perciformes, Serranidae.